GCGCUAUGUUGUUAUGACUGGAUGCUGACGUUCGGUCAUGAAGUCGACCUGAUAUGGAAGAGCAAGCAAUCCCCAGUGACGAUCCUCUUUUACGGAAUACGCUACCCAGCUCUGUUGAAUACUGUCAUUGAGAUGCUCAGCCGCAUCUCGUGGCGAAGUUGGCAUCAACCCACAGCUUUCGGAUCCCUACGCAUAUACGCCACCUUCGACCGUAACCCUUGGAUAGUCAUUACCGUCCUCCUCAUUGGCGUGGUGAACCCCAUCAUUACAGUUGUGAGUACGCUACGAGCAUCACUGUGA
Fomitopsis serialis is the source of this 300-nucleotide messenger RNA. RefSeq lists its product as uncharacterized. The annotation marks the transcript as partial. Lineage: Eukaryota; Fungi; Basidiomycota; Agaricomycetes; Polyporales; Fomitopsidaceae. The record is from RefSeq and is a predicted model, not a curated record. The transcript has 2 exons.